AUGGUCACUGCAGCUGAACGCCCCUCGGUUGUUGUACCGGUCUCAUGUCUGGUUGAGACCAACUCCGCCACGCCAAAUGCACCCUUUUUCACUCCUGCACAUGCUACAAACCCCGGUGUCCCAGUGACUCCCGGCCCGAGUACACCAACGUUGUUCACUUCUCUCAAAAUUCGAUCAAAGUGUCUCAGGAAUCGAAUAGUUGUAUCGCCAAUGUGCCAGUACUCGGCUGCUGCCAGUGGAUCGGAAGUAGGCAAGCUCACAGACUGGCAUGUAGCUACAUUGGGGCACUAUGCCCUUAAAGGCGCCGCUCUUGUUUUUACCGAAGCUACAGGCGUAACGCCAAAUGGUCGCAUCACACCCCAUUGCCCAGGACUUUGGAAAGAUGAACAAGUCAUCAGCUUCAGGCGUGUUUCGAACUUCAUCAAGUCGCAAGGAGCUCUGUCAGGGAUACAGCUAGCACACGCUGGGAGAAAGUCAAGCACGUUACCGCCGUGGAUUGGGGCUCAAGUGAACAGGCCUUCUUUGCGAGCAACAGAACAAGCUGGUGGUUGGCCCGAGGAUGUUGUAGGUCCGAUGGGUGGGCCAGAAUACUCUUGGGAUGGAAAAGGUCUGUCUGAGGAUGGUGGCUUUAAUUGUCCACGUCAGCUCAGCGUUUCUGAGAUACAAGAUAUUGUCAAGGCAUUCGGUGAAAGCGCUCGGAGGGCCGUUGAAGCUGGAUUCGAUGUUAUUGAAAUUCAUGGUGCUCACGGCUAUCUUAUCCACCAAUUCCUGAGUCCUAUUACAAAUCGAAGAUGUGACCAAUAUGGAGGCAGCUUCGAGAAUCGAACACGCCUACUAAUCGAGAUUAUUCAGACGGUACGAAACAAUAUGUUAUCGGGUAUGCCACUAUUUCUCCGCUUAAGUUCUACGGAGUGGAUGGAGGAGACAGAACUAGGUCGAAAAUACGGUACCUGGGAUGUCGAAAGCACUAUGCAACUCGUCCGCCGCUUGCCAUCUCUGGACGUUGACCUGGUUGAUGUUAGUAGCGGGGGCAACCAUUUUCUACAACGGAUUGAGAUGACAUCAUCUAAGGAUUACCAAACAAAAAUUGCAAGUCAGAUACGCAAGAUGUUGAGAAGAGAUGGUCUAAACCUUCUUAUUGGCGCCGUAGGAUUGAUCACCGAGGCUGAACAAGCCAGAGACGUCGUCGAAGAAAGACCCGAUAGCAGUAUCGAGAGAGAGUCGAACGAUGGUGAGCUUCUGGUUGAAGCCAAAGGGGUCAGAGAAGCGAUGGCUGACAUCAUACUUGUGGGACGUCAAUUUCUGAGAGAGCCUGAAUGGGUACUCAAGGUCGCUUGGAAGCUGGGAGUUGAUGUUGGCUGGCCUAAUCAAUUCUGGAAAGUGCGGUUUAGAUAG
Messenger RNA from Exophiala bonariae, 1395 nucleotides. RefSeq lists its product as uncharacterized. The record is from RefSeq and is a predicted model, not a curated record. The coding region runs from base 1 to 1395 and encodes 464 amino acids. Gene Ontology annotation, cellular component: intracellular anatomical structure. NCBI's taxonomy places the organism in Eukaryota, Fungi, Ascomycota, Eurotiomycetes, Chaetothyriales, Herpotrichiellaceae. Gene Ontology annotation, molecular function: NADP binding; FMN binding; NADPH dehydrogenase activity. The transcript has a single exon.